Molecule: messenger RNA, 486 nt
Organism: Cynara cardunculus var. scolymus (artichoke)
Lineage: Eukaryota; Viridiplantae; Streptophyta; Magnoliopsida; Asterales; Asteraceae
Exons: 2
Coding region: 1-486 (161 amino acids)
Source: RefSeq, a predicted model, not a curated record
AUGAAGACCGAGUACCACAUGCGAUUGAAUGCUUCCGUUGAAGUUUGUAGAUACUUGUUGGAGAAUGUUUUACCAUCUCGUGGCAACAAUGAGUCGGAAAAGUCUAUAUACAAAGGGCUUUUCUUGGGGGCUUUAAAGUUAAUCGGAAGAACAAAUGGUGAUAUUGAAAAGGUUAUAUUACAAAAUGCCCCGAAGAACAAUCAGUUGACAUAUCCAAAGAUUCAAAAAGAUCUUGUUACUUGCUUUGUAGAAGAGUUGUUGAAAUCCAUUAUUAGGGAAAUUGGUGAUGAUGUAUUAGCUUUGUUGGUGGAUGAGUCUAGUGAUGUCUCUAGAUUUGCCAACUUAAACGGUAUUGCCGACCUCGCCAGAUUGAUGGUGGCAACAAGAAAGCAUGUUUCUCAUCCUUUAGUCUACCGGUUAUUGAAGCUAACACUAGUUUUGUCUGUUGCAACUGCUACGGUUGAAAGAUGCUUUUCGGCGAUUUAA